This is a messenger RNA of Betta splendens (Siamese fighting fish), 3307 nucleotides long. It is a transcript of the gene cep89, whose product is annotated as centrosomal protein 89. The coding region runs from base 247 to 2235 and encodes 662 amino acids. The record is from RefSeq and is a predicted model, not a curated record. NCBI's taxonomy places the organism in Eukaryota, Metazoa, Chordata, Actinopteri, Anabantiformes, Osphronemidae. Gene Ontology annotation, biological process: chemical synaptic transmission; cilium assembly; mitochondrion organization. Gene Ontology annotation, cellular component: ciliary transition fiber; centriole. The transcript is spliced from 17 exons.
UUAGGCUGAAGCGUCUAGAUACGGGGAAUCUGGCGCUAGCAAACCUGUUGAACACUCAUUUUAGCUAUUUUUACUUCAUAGCUUUAAGGUAUAAGACAGUUAACAACUGGAAACAACAGACAAUUAUAUUUUGUAAUGGUACAAAUGAGUAAAGUCGAUAAACAAAAUAUUUACUGGAGCAAUAACGUUACUUAGCUAGCUAGUUAAGUGAAGUGUCCAAAUCCUAUUUAGCGUCACCAGUACAGUAUGUUGAGAUUCAGCUUCAAGAAGAAGGACAACGAAUUUAAGCACAUAGCUCAUGGCUUGAUCCCAGCUGCCUCUAUUGCUCCAAAGCCUGCUGUGCCUCGUACCCCACCCCCCCGCAGCCCAGACCCCUCUCCUGAACGGACCAGAUCAGCCUUAGCAGCAGCCAUAUUGUCUUCCUCUCUUACUGGACAGACAUGGGCCAUCCCUCCUGCCAGACCUAGAUCAUUUUCUGAGAGUGACCGAUCAGAAUCAUUUAGAUCUGACCCAGACAUCAGCCCAGGUUUUUACACCAGAGACCAAUGGUCAGAAGCUUUGGAUAGUCAGCCUCGCCUAUCCUCUCCUGACCCAGAGGAGGAGUUGGAGGACAAAGAAAAAAAAGUUGAGAAAGAAGAUGACAGGGGGGAACAUGUUUACCAGACUGUGGGCAGUGAAGAUAAUUUCUCAGGACCUGUAUAUUCUCUGCCACAAAAAUCGAAGAUCACAGCGCCAAAACCAACACAGAUGCCUCACACAAUAGUGCCGUCUGCAGAUUUUGCAGAUGAAGCAACAAUUCAGUCUCGCCAAGCUACCUGUGAUUCUUCUAAGAAGAAAGCCUCUGUCAGGAAGAGCCCUGGCCGCCAAAAAGAAGAUGUGCCAUCCAUGCUAACCACUGACCACCUUAACAAAGACAGCCAAGCCAAAACCCUGAAACACCCCACUGGGCUUUCUCCUAACUUCACUAAGGCACACAGUGAUUUAGAGAGAGAGGCUGCACACACCCCCUUGGAGAAGAACACAAGUAUAGCAGAGAGACAAAAGCUACUGGAGAAGAGACUGCAGCGCCUGGAACAUGAAAUCAGUCAUAGUGAAGCCUCUCCAAACCUCAGGUCAUCUUCAGGCAGCCAAGCAGAGCUAAAGAGUUUCAGGCAACAUGCUCAGGAGCUGGUGGAUGAAAACGAUGCCCUCAAAUUGACAGUUCAUCGUCUGAACAUGGAGCUGAGCCGCUACCAAACCCUCUUCAGACCAAUGUCCAAACAGGAGAAAUCUGAUAUCAGUGGCUUGCCAAAGACUGGACCUCCUCCUCCCUGGCCGCUUGACAUGAAAUAUUUAUCACCUCUUGUGCUGGCCUAUGAAGAUAGGAUCAAUGAGAAGGAUGCACUUCUGCAAACCACAGAGGAGCAAGUGAAGAGGUUGCGUCUUCAUGUGGAGGAGGUUAUUAAAGAAAAUGAGCAACUCCAUGAUGAAAUUGCGAAGAGUGGAGGCGUUAACCUGAAAGACUGUCAUCAGCUACAACAACAGGCCAUUCUGGUUUUGCAGGAGAACCAGAUUCUAGUAGAUCAGCUUGACGCUCAGCAUGUUAAGGCCAAGGCCAACCACAGCAAACACCAGUCUGAAGUUUCCAAGGUGUCUAAACAACUGAUUUUGUUAGAAGAGGAAAAGCAACACUUGCAGGAGGACCUGGAAGAGAGCAGGAGAGAGGUGCAGAAAAAUAUGAGGGAGAUCCAAGUCCUGCAGGCUCGCCUGAAGGAUGCUGUCACCUGGGACGAACAUUGCUGCAUUACUGGGAAACUAAGGAGGCAACUGGAGCAACAGGAAAGCAGGAGUAAGAGUGAGAUUGAGGAUUUGAUAUUUAGAGUGUCUAGUCUGCAGGAGGAGAGUAGAAGUUUGGUUCUGGACAAAGCUAACCUGAAAGAUGAUCUGAAGAGAAUGGAGGCUGAGCUUAAACUCACCAGACAAGCCCACAGAAAGGCAGAAAGGAAGAUGAGUGUACUGAAGCAACAGAAGGAAGAUUGUCUGUCAAAAGAGGAAAAGACACGACAUUACCUUGAAGCUGUCUUUUCUGUGGCUGAGCACAUUUCUCGGGAGAGAGACCAGCUAUUACACAUGGUUUCAAUUCUUCAGCAGGAAAAACAGGGAUUCAUCAGCAAGAUUCUAAGCGGCACUGUUCGAUUUGGCAAGCUUCAGGAAGAAGUCAAACAACAGCCAAGAGAGAAAGCGGUGUGUGUUUGAAUAGGAGUUCUACUGGCAACUGGGCCACUGAACGAAGAAAUAUGAAUGUAAGAAAUGCAUAGGACAUCAUCCUUUUAUACUUCAGUGAUGUAUUCCCUCAAACUAGAGACUAACACUUAUACUGUAGGUGAAAUUAUACCUAGAGCCUUUGCAGUGGGUGUAUCUGAGUUUGAGAUUGUUGUGAGAUUAUGUGUAUAGGUUUUUGUAGACCUUAAAGUUUAAUUAGUCCAAAAACUUAAAACAUUAAAACAACAGCUUUAAAUGGGGAAAAAAGAGUCACCUAAAGUUGCCUACUGUUUGUUUUCAUCAGCUGACGUUUAAGAGCCAGCAUCUUUCCACCAGCAUAUGAUCUCACUCUCACCCUCUUCAUUUUGGUGCCCUCAAAGGUCAAAUAGCAACAAAAGCCCACAAAGAAAGAGCUGUUCUUCACUCAACCUUUUCCCAAAUAUUAUACCAUUUUAAAGCUCAUCCUCCAGAAGACAUUGAAUUGAAACUGGCUCCUUCUUUACCUUGGCUGUUCUGCUUCAGUCAGUUUUUCCAAAGGACAUUUAAUUUGUACUUUACUUCAACCUAUGGAAACCACUGAACCUGCCUUACCCUGCAGCCACAGACUGAUUCCGAAAAUAAUUAAGUUUAUUUUUUUGUUGUCUGACCUUCCACUUUCAUGUAACAUCACCAAAUGCAGCAGUUGACACUUUAUACAGAUAUUGUUUUAUUAUCUAUAUCUAUAUAAAUAUCUGUACAAUAUAUUCCAUAUUUACACCUUACAGUAUAACUUGGUAGGUAUAAAAAGGCAAGAAUUGCUUGAAAAUUGUGGUACUGUAUGACGGCAAAACAGAUUGUUAUUACAUUAUUCAUGUGUAAUUAAAAUUCAUGCCCCUAUAUUUUAGAAACACCUGAAAAUGUUAAAUAUUUUAGCGAGUGCAUUUAUAAAUAUAGCUGGGUUAGAGGUUUGCAUGACCCAGGCUUCUUGACGUCAUUUUUGAUUUUUAUUUUAUUUUUUUAUUUUCUUCUUAUCUUUGGACUUUGGACCAGGGCCAAGUUCUUGAAUAUCUGUAGACCCUCUGGAAAG